UUGUCUUCUCCUUUCCUAAGUUUAGUGCUUUGACUUCACCUCCAUCGUCCCUUCUUUCAUCACUGUUCACUCUGUCUUUGUGCUCAGUUUAAUCGGACUCCAUGGCUUCUACUUCCUCCACUGCUUCUCAAUCGCAGAUCCAAUAUGUAUCACAGAUCCAAAAUACAUUUGCUUUUCAUGGACUUGCUCCACAAUUUUCCAUUUCCCCUGCAUCUACUUCUGCUACAUCCUCAUCACCUCGACAAAAGCUGCCCUGCGAUGUUUUUAUUAACCAUCGUGGACCCGAUGUCAAACACAAGCUUGCCAGAGAUAUCUACAAUGCCCUCAAUGCGAUGGGUUUCAGGGUGUUUCUUGAUUCCGAGGAUCUUCAAUUGGGAGACUUCUUCCCUACAGAACUACAAGAAGCAAUUUCUCGUGCUUCUCUUCAUGUAGCAAUUUUCUCUCCCACAUAUGCACAAUCGCCUUGGUGUCUUGCAGAGCUAUCUUUUAUGCUCAAAUCUGGUACACCUAUUAUUCCCGUUUUCUACCAUGUUGCUCCUGACGAUCUCCGACACUUGGUUCAUGGAAAAGGAAUUUACGAAACUGCCUUUGUGAAGCAUCAAGAGAAGGCUAGAUACAGCGAAAAUCGGCUUAGGGAGUGGAAGAUGGCACUCCAUACCGUGUCCUUUUAUAAGGGUGAAAUCAUCGCUAAUAAUGAUGAGGAGCAAAGGGUAUUGAAGAAUAUUGUAAAUCGUGUAUUGAAAGAAAUGAAAGUAGUACCAUUAGAGGUAGCAAAACAUCCUGUGGGUCUUGAGGGAAUUGUUUCAGACUUUGAAAUGACUGCCUGUAAGUCUGCAAAACAUCUUCCUACUGUUCAAAUUGUUGGGAUAUGGGGCAUGGGUGGCUCUGGGAAAACCACUUUGGCAAAAGAAAUAUAUAACCAGAGACGUACAUCUGUAGAAAGAUCCAGUUUUGUUUUCAAUGUUAGAGAUGCCGCAGAUAAAAGGGAGUUGCAUAAGAAGCAGAUAAAACCCCUUCACGACCUUGGUUUCAAGCAUGAUUCAUUUGACAGUAUAGAAGAAGGCAAGCGGAUUCUCUCUAAUUAUUUGAGAUCUGUCCGUAUACUAAUCAUUUUGGAUGAUGUUGAUCAUACAGAUCAACUAGAGGCUUUACUACCCACAAAGGAUAGCCUUGCAUGGGGGAGUUUGAUUAUUGUCACAACACGAGAAAAGGAAGUUCUUAGAUGUUGGGGCAUCUCAUCCAUUUAUGAAAUGGAAUCAAUGAAUCGGUCUCAUGCAAAACAGCUGUUUUGUUGGCAUGCAUUCUUACAACCCAUGCCGCUGCAGGGAUUCGAGGAGCUUGUUGAAAAGUUCUUAACUGCUUGCAAUGGAUUACCUUUGUCCUUAAAAGUAUUUGGAGGCCAACUUUAUUGCUGCUUUAACAAAGAUUUAUGGGAAAGUGUAUUGCAUAAAAUUUCUAGAAUAUUACCCAGUGAUAUUAAGAACAGGUUGAAAGUGAGUUAUGAUGCUUUAGAUGAAGAAGUGAAACAGAUGUUCUUGGACAUAGCUUGUUUCUUCAUUGACAAAGAUAAGAUGACAGCCAUUGCAGUAUGGGAUGGAUCAGGGUGGAGUGGUUUGUAUGGAUGGGAAACUCUUGUGAAUAAAUAUCUUGUUAGCUUUGACAAUGACAAUAACAUAAAAAUGCAUGACCACCUAAGAGAUUUAGGAAGGGAAAUUGCAAAAAAUCAGACACCCUACCGUUUAUGGUCUCCAGUUCAGAUAAUAGGCAUUCAGAAACAAACAGAGAUUAGAGGAAUGAUAUUGGAUGCAGCAAUUAAUUAUAUUCACAAGUUUCCUCCAUGCCUUCGUUGUUUCGAAAGCACUAGAAUGCCUUCCCCUGAUGGAUUAAAAGUGUUUGUGGUAAAAGAAAACUCUCUGAAAAGCUUACAGAUUGCAAAAUUAUCAAGAGAGUUGGCAUUGCUUAGCUGUACUGAAAUUGCUUGUAAAAAUCUUCCAUCCUGGCUACCAUUGAAAAAUUUAAGAGUUUUAGAACUUUAUAAGUGCCAGAAGAUGGUAGGCUUGUGGAAGGAUUGGGUUGAAGCGCCGUUGCAGUUAAGAGUGCUGAUUAUUCAUGACUGCCCUAAUUUAGCAAGAAUUCCAAAGGCCAUAGAACUCCUUGAGAACCUGAAAAAGAUUUGCUUGCAUGACUGCAACGUUCAGAGUCUGCCAGAGGAAUUUUGCCGUCUUCAAUCGCUCGAGCACCUCGAGUUAAAAAGCUGUAAAAUGUUGUCAUCACUGCCUAGCUGUUUUGGGCAUUUGACAAACCUGCGGCAUCUAAAUUUGAGUUCUUCCAUUCAACUGAUAAUGUUGCCAGAAUCUUUUAAGCAGCUGUCGCACCUGCAGCAUCUUGAUUUAUGCUGGUGUGAGAAGCUCAGGUUACAGUCAGAUAUCCUACAGAACAUGACAAAGCUCGAGUAUUUGAAUCUUGAUUGGUGCAUGGAACUAGAAGAGUUGCCUCACCACAUAACAAACCAGGCUUCCUUAAGGGAGCUUUAUUUAAAGGGGACCAGGUUAAGGGAGCUUCCACUUAACAUUGGUCAACUCACCAAGUUGAGAGUGUUGGAGAUACAUUCCAAUGAAUGGUGUUUCCAGAUGCAAUCGUUACCAGACUCUAUGGGUAGUCUCAAUCUUUUAGAACGAUUGGAAUUAGAGAGUCUAAAAGUUGAAUCUUUACCACAGUCAUUGAAGCAAUUGACUAAUCUUCAAUUGCUCAAAAUAAUCAGAUGCCCAAUCACCGAAUUGAAGUUUGGGCGGGAGCCAUUUGCUUCAUCUUUGUGCAACCUCAAGAAAAUAUUUCUGUGGAACACGAGAGUAUCCAAAAUUUCAAUUUCUGACAGCUGCUGUCCUAGCCUUAGAAGCCUCAGGCUUAGGCAUAACGCCCAUUUAACAGAAGUGGACACUUUGCCAACAACAGUGGAGGACAUACAGGUGAUUAGCUGUAAAUUGUUAAUGAACAUAAAUGGUAUUAGUGAUGUAGUAAACCUUCGAGAGCUGAAGUUAAGUGGCUGUCCAGAGUUGACAGCGCUUCCGAGUUUUGAUAAAUUGGCUUCUCUGGAGGUAUUUAAACUGACAGGUGGCAACAAAGUUGAGAAGAUACAAGGUUUGCAAGAGUGCACAUCAUUGAAGAAGCUCCAUUGUACAUGUUGGGAGGUGCCCGGCAUAGAAAAUUUGGGACAACUCGGAAGAUUGAGAAGAUUGCAACUUAUAGCAAAGAAGAGAUCAGCUGUUGAGACUUGCAUUCAAACGAUUCAGAAUUUGCCAGAAGAAAUAAUAAUAUGUACAAAGGCAGUCCCUGGUGCGGGAUCAAUUUUAAACUCUUCAGCCUUUCCGAAUCUCUGUGUCAUUGACUCUUUUGCUAACGAGAAAUUUGGGUACUACCACUUUUUCCCCUCACUAAGAUUGCGGGAGAAUUGUUCCUCCAAUGGCAAUGCCAUGAUGCUUUGUUUGGUUAUAAACUGUGUCUCUCCUCGUAUGCCAUUGUAUAUUGACAGGCAUUGUAAUGAUAGAAUUAACAGGUGUUGUAAAACAGAGGUGGAGGAGGGUAAAUGGAUAUUGAUAGGCGUCUUCACCCAACAUUCCCGAUGCCUCACUGCACAGAAUUUCUACAUACGCGAGGGAAUUUCAGCGUAUUAUGAAGGCGAUAAUGACAUGGAAAAGGGAAUGUUUGUGAGGGGUGAUAAAGAUUCUGUGGUGGAGGCUUUCCACCGUUUAUUCACACUUUUAGGAAGUUGAUUCUGUUGCUACAAAUUA
Messenger RNA from Cryptomeria japonica (Japanese cedar), 3788 nucleotides. RefSeq names its product disease resistance protein RPV1-like. The transcript has 5 exons. The coding region runs from base 102 to 3770 and encodes 1222 amino acids. Gene Ontology annotation, molecular function: ADP binding. NCBI's taxonomy places the organism in Eukaryota, Viridiplantae, Streptophyta, Pinopsida, Cupressales, Cupressaceae. Gene Ontology annotation, biological process: defense response; signal transduction. The record is from RefSeq and is a predicted model, not a curated record.